AUGCAUCCCCUCUCGUUCCUCCUAAUCCUCUUCGCCUCAACAGCCUCCGCCCUCCCCGCGACACCAGCGGACCCAACUUCCCCCUGCACAAUGGCGACACAAACCUCCUCCCCCUCCCGCCCGCCAGCGCGCCCCUUCCUCCCGACCGGCGUCCCGAUAGCCGCGCCCGACAACGGAGAAGAAGAAGGAGGAGAAGGACCACGCCAAGGUCCAGAUCCGACCCCGUCCCCAAUCUACACCACGAUCCGCGCCCCCUCAAACUCCUCCUCCUCUUCCUCCUCAUCCAACGGCACAGUCCCCUGCGCCUCCAUGCGCAGACCGCUCCGUCUCGGCCCGGCCCGCCUGCACAAGAAACCCUCGCCCACAAGCAUCACACCACCCGAGGAACAAGACGCAGUCGCCCCGGCCGCCGUCGUAGCAGCAGCAGCAGCCGCCGCCGUAGAAACACUAACAGACGGUCCCCGCGACUACGCCUCCCUCAUCCCGCCCGCCCCCGGCGUCACCCCGCGCCCGGAGCCGAACCUGGCCGAGAUGGGAUACACCCAGACGACGUACUACUCGUGCGCGACGCGGGGCGUCUCGGUGCACUGCGGCUGGCACCGGCCGGUCAUGGUGGCGCCGGCGAACAACGCGGCGGCAGCGGCCGGUUCGCGUGCCGGGAUCGGGGCGGCGGCGGUGGUGGCCGGUGUCGUCGGGGUCAUCAUCGGCGGAUGA
Molecule: messenger RNA, 714 nt
Organism: Colletotrichum karsti
Lineage: Eukaryota; Fungi; Ascomycota; Sordariomycetes; Glomerellales; Glomerellaceae
Exons: 1
Coding region: 1-714 (237 amino acids)
Source: RefSeq, a predicted model, not a curated record